AUGAUUUCAUAGUAACACAUUCUGUUGAGUGAUAUUAGUCAAUUAGGAUUGCUAGUUUACGUUAAUUAGGGUAUGUAUUUUGAUAUGAAAGUAGCCAACUCAUUUUUAAUGCUAUGUCUUCAAAGUAUUCUUUAUUCAAGUGGAAUAAUCAUCUCGCUUUUAUGUUAUUUUUUAAAAAAGGAUACAUGGAGUAAAAAAUUAGAAGUCAUAGGCAUAAUAUUGAAGAUCAUCUCAUUAUGGAUUGCAUAAUAAGAAAGUUAAGAAUUUAUGUUUUGCACAUUAAUUUAAAGCUAAUUGUUUUUUAAAUCUAUUGACUUAAUAAAAGAACGAUAAUAGUCAAUAAUGAUUGUGUUUUAAAUGGCAUUCAAUAUAUUUCAAAUUAGGGGAAUCAUAAAUGACAUUACUAUAACAUCCAUAAAUUUAGUCCAUGUUAUUAUUUUUAUUGUAUGGUUAUACAGGGUGUAAAAACAAAAUAUAAUAAUAGAUUAGAAAGUUAAAUUAUAAGAAGGAAAUGUUAUUAUAGAAAUUGAUGAAUGUAGAGAUUAUUUAAAAUAACAAUAGAAAUUUAUUUAAACUUCUUCAACGAAAAGAGUGAUUCUGCCUCAAAAUUCUUUAAUAUUCAAUUAAGAUUUUGAAUUAAUAGAUUGUUAAAUAGAAUUUGAAGAAUUAAUGAAUCAUAAAAGCUAUUGUGAUUAGGCAAUUUAAAUUAUGUUAAGUUUAAGAUUAAAUUAUAUUUUCGAGAAUCAAUCUAAGUCUUGUGAAUUAAAAUAAUUAAUGGAAUAAUUAUCAUUAGAUUAAAGGAUUUUAGGAAUGAUUGAAAAAAAUGAUUAUAUAAAAUAUGAAAAUCAUCUUGUCCUACUUAGUUGUUAAUUAUAUGAAGAUAUUAAAUGUUAUUAAAUUCAAUUAGAAUAGGUGCCAUUUAAACAUAAGUAAAUAUAAAUGGAAGAAUCUAUGGAAGUAGAUAUGUGUAGAUCAUUGUCUCAUGAAUUAGGAACUAAUUUAAAUAGUAUAAUAACAUUUACAACUAUGGCUUUAGAUGAUAAUAAAGUAGAUAAAUAUACAAAAAUGAAAUUUUUAGAUCCUAUAUGGAUUAAUUGUGAGUAAUUAAGUUUGAUAGUUGGUUCUAUAAGAGAUUAUAAUUUAAUAAAUUUAUAAUAAUUUUCAUUAAAAUUAGAAGAAUUAGAUGUUGAAUAAGAAAUUAAAUUUAUGGUAUCUUUAUUUUCAGAAAGCAUUGAUAGUAAAUAAAUAAAAGUAGAUUAUAAAUUUGAUUUAUAAUGUUAUUCAUUAGUGGCUGAUAAAACAAGAUUUAGAUAAGUUUUAUUUUAAUUAUUAUAAAAUGCUAUUAAAUAUACAUUUGAAUCAUCUAUUACUAUUGCAAUAAUUAAUGAUAAUAUAGAGUGUAAAGUAUUAAUAACAGAUGAUGGUGUUGGAAUGGUAAUUAUUUAAUAAAUUUAUUAGAGUGAAGAUGAAGCUAAUAAUUUAAAUUCGUUAUUAAGAUCCAAUAAAUUUAUUCGAGUUUCAGAACAAUCUGUAGGUAUAGGAUUAGGUUUAGGAAUUUCAAAUCAAUUAGUUAAGAAAAUGGGUAAUCAAGAUAAUUAGAUUGAAUUAAAGAGAAUGUCUAAAGGAUGUUAAUUUAGUUUUGCUAUAAAAAAUCAUUAUUUUGAAUUAACAAAAGAAUUUACAAGAAAAAAGUCAUCUCGAUUAUCUAAUAGAAGUAAUUAAACAAUAAGAUUUAUAUCUGCAAAUUCAUAUUAUGAAGAUUAGAUUAAAGAUCCAUCUUAUGGUUUAAAAGGAAGUAUUGUUUAAAAUUAAUCAAAAUUGUAUGUAUUUCCAUCAACAAAAUAAAUAAGUUUAAGUCAUGAUAUAAAGAGUUAAAAAGAAGAAGAUAGUAUAUUUUCAAUUCAUCCUCCAAUAUUAAGUCCAAAAUUUUAAUAAUCUAUAAUAUAAUGUAGUUUAAAAAGUGAAUGUUGUUCAAGAGUAUUAAUAGUAGAUGAUGAAUAUUUUAACAUAUAAUGUUUAAAAUUACUAAUGUCUAAAUAUUAAUCAAAAUGUGAUUCUGCAUAUAAUGGAAGUGAAGCAAUAAAUUAAGUUUUAAAUAAGAAAAAUAAUAUUUGUAAAAUUUGUGGAAAUAAAUACUAUAGUUUGAUAUUUUUAGAUAUCAAUAUGCCAAUUAUGGAUGGAUUUAAUACUGUUAAAGAAUUAAAGAAAAUGAUGAGUGAAUAAAUUAUUAAUAAAGCCUUUUGUAUAGCAAAUACAGGAUUUUGUGAUUUAGAAACUAAACUUAAGAGUUAUGAAUCAGGAAUGGAUUAUUAUUUAACUAAACCAUUAGAUUAAAAUGAAUUGAAUUCGAUAUUAAAUGAUAUAUUUCCUAUGAUUGACUACUGA
This is a messenger RNA of Paramecium pentaurelia, 2385 nucleotides long. The record is from the annotation of a GenBank genome assembly. Lineage: Eukaryota; Ciliophora; Oligohymenophorea; Peniculida; Parameciidae.